Molecule: messenger RNA, 2026 nt
Organism: Phragmites australis (common reed)
Lineage: Eukaryota; Viridiplantae; Streptophyta; Magnoliopsida; Poales; Poaceae
Product: cation transporter HKT1;1-like
Exons: 3
Coding region: 195-1904 (569 amino acids)
Biological process (GO): transmembrane transport; monoatomic cation transport
Cellular component (GO): plasma membrane
Molecular function (GO): monoatomic cation transmembrane transporter activity
Source: RefSeq, a predicted model, not a curated record
ACUUGGGACUUUCCAGUCCCCACAAAGAACAAGUUUCUGGUGGAGAUGUCUCCCCAUCCUACAUAUUAAGCUCCAUAGCACGCUCACAUUGGCCAACAAUGGCAAGAGAAAUAUUGAAGCCUGCGUAAUACCAUUGGAACACCUUCCAGUUGCCACUCUGACACCAUCAACUGGAAGCCCACAUACCUUCAAGAAUGCAUCCAGCCAGUUCAGUUCUACAUACCUUGCAACAUGUCAAAUCAUAUCUAGCCACGAAUUUCUCAUUAUCAAAUUUAGAGGUGGCAAGGAUCUUUAAGGAGAAAUUUCAGAAUCUCCUUGGAUUUCUGUCCAUGAAGCUUGCUUCCCUCUCCAAAACUGUGACACAAUUCGUCAAACACUCUUUCUGGCUUCUGUUUUUCCAAAGCAAUCCUUUUAUAGUUCAGUUCAUUUACUUCAUGGCAAUCUCAUUUGCUGGCUUUCUUGCUCUGAAGAAUCUCAAGCCGCGGGGUAAGCCAGUUCCAAGGGACUUGGACCUGAUGUUCAUGUGUGUCUCCACAGCGACCGUCUCAAGCAUGUCAACAAUUCCGAUGGAGGACUUGUCUGACCAGCAGCUCUGGGUUCUCAUCCUUCUUAUGCUAUUGGGAGGGGAAGUGUUCACUUCAAUGAUAGGGCUUCACUUCAACAACGCAAAGGAGCCACCCAGGAGAAGUUUGCAUUCGAUCAGCAGGGAGACCGAGUCCAACAUUUCUGCAAACAACGAAUAUCAGAUUAGUGUGGAAUGUGACCAAUCAGAAGCAGUCAUAUCACAUAACCAGGUACAGGAAAGAAAAAGCAUGAGGCAUAGUUCUCGCACUAUCUUGGCCUACAUAGUGACAGGUUAUUUUUUAGCUACUGUUGUGUGCAGCUCUGUAGUUAUUAUUAGUUACUUUUGGACUAAUUCAGAUGCAAGGAAAGUCCUACAAAGUAAAGAGAUCAAAAUAUGCACCUUCUCCAUCUUCACAGCAGUGUCCUCAUUUGCAAACUGCGGCUUCACUCCGCUAAAUAGUAACAUGAAAAGUUUCAGAAAGAACUCCAUUCUUUUGCUUCUAGUGAUCCCGCAAAUUCUAGCAGGCAACAUUUUGUUUUCACCACUCUUACGGCUAAGCGUGUGGACCAUGGGGAAGCUCAGUGGAAAAGAAGAGUAUGCUCAUAUCCUUCGGCAUCCUGAGGAGACUGGCUACAAGAAUUUGCACACGCAGAGGAAUUCUGUUUACAUGGUUCUUACUGUAACAGGGCUGAUUUUAUUGCAAGUUAUAUUUAUUUGCUCUUUUGAGUGGGAUUCAAAGGCUUUUGAAGGAAUGAACUGGUUUCAGAAGUUGGUAGGCUCAUUAUUCCAGAGUGUCAAUACAAGACAAGCCGGUGAAGCUCUUUUUGAUAUUUCAACCUUCUCUUCACCAAUUUUGUUGCUAUUCGCAAUUAUCAUGUACCUUCCUUCCAACACUUCAUUUUUUCCAAUCAAUGCUGAUAAACAGCCCUUGGCAGAUAAAAAUCCGAGUAGCAGUGCAAUGUGGAAGAAUUUCGCCGUUACCAGUCCGGCAUGUUUGGCAGUAUUCACAUUUCUAGCAUGUAUAACUGAACGCAAGUCAAUGUCUGCCGAUCCAUUAAAUUUCAACGUCUUCAGCAUAGUAUUCGAAGUGAUCAGCGCAUUCGGCAAUGUAGGGUACUCUCUAGGACACAGUUGCGAGAAGUUGCUGAAACCUGACGCCAAUUGCAGAGCUGCUUCGUAUGGGUUCGUCGGCUGGUGGACCGACGAAGGUAAGCUGUUAAUUAUCUUUUUGAUGGUCCUCGGGAGGCUCAAGAAGUUCAUCCUCAAAGAGGAAAAGCUUGGCUGUGCACCUAGAGCACCACUUCAGAGGCUGGACGCUGCGCGAUUACCAACACCAUGAUCAAAAGAAGUCGUAAAUCUUGCGUGUGACAGUGGAACAAAUUUGUCGGAACAGCAAUUGCAGCUGUACAAAUGCAAGAGAUUCAUCAGAUGAAUGAAUGAAGAAAUCGCGAUUAUCAGGCA